Molecule: messenger RNA, 2112 nt
Organism: Perognathus longimembris pacificus (Pacific pocket mouse)
Lineage: Eukaryota; Metazoa; Chordata; Mammalia; Rodentia; Heteromyidae
Gene: Slc25a21
Product: solute carrier family 25 member 21
Exons: 10
Coding region: 745-1653 (302 amino acids)
Biological process (GO): transmembrane transport
Source: RefSeq, a predicted model, not a curated record
UGCGAAGAAAUUUGUUCUAUUCCAGAGAGAACCAAAAGAGGAAACAUAUUGUCAUUUUGUUUUGUUUUGAGUAAGAGCACAACCUGAACUCCUCUUUCAGGGUAAGACUGUCAGAGGUUAAAGAAUUUAUAGAAAUAAUUUCAGUAAGUAUUCAAAGUAUUGUAGGGUCAUAAUGAAGUGGACCUGCUUUGACUUAGUUGCUAUACAGUGUCCAAAUGACUAACUCCAAGUCAUUUAUUCACAUGUCCCGUGUAGAAAUGGCCUGAGUUCUGGCUUGCCAGAGGGCAAGGGUUGCCCUGGGCUUCCCCCUCUGGGCUUCACAAUGGGCGUCCUCGCUGCAUUUCCAAGGCAGGGCCCCAGCCAAACUCUGGCCCUUGAUAGGAUGCCAAUCUUGGAAACCGAGCCUGGCCCGCAGGGUCGGCCAACCCCACCCACCCAGUCCGCUAAUCUCUGGAGAAACCUUGCAGCCCCAGGUGUGUAGGCAGGGCGAGGGGCCACCCGCAGCAGUGCAGCCCGCCGGUUCCGGUGAUCCCGCCGCGAGCCAAUUGCCCGAACCGCCACCGCUGGGUAUUCGCGGAAUUGCUGCCCCGCAGGGAGCCCCCGGCCCGAGGUUCUACCCAGCCCCGGCUCUCUUCAGCGGGAGAGGCUUCAGGCCUGAGUUCAGCGGAGACCUCGCUCACUCAGCUCGGCGGAGACUCGCUCACCCGGCUCUGCACUCGCCACCUAGUCGUGCGGCUGCCCACCAUGUCCACCAAGCCCGCCAAGCCCAACGUCGGCUUACUGCGCGAGAUUUCUCAGCAGAUCUUGGCCGGUGGUUCCGCUGGUCUUGUAGAAAUUUGCCUGAUGCACCCUCUCGAUGUAGUGAAAACCAGGUUACAGCUUCAGAGAUUUGUAACUGAUCCAAAGAGUUACAAAAGUUUAGGAGACAGCUUUCGGACAAUUUUCAAAACAGAGGGGUUGUUUGGUUUUUACAAGGGAAUUUUGCCACCCAUCUUAGCUGAAACACCAAAAAGAUCAAUAAAGUUUCUCGCCUUUGAGCAGUACAAGAAAAUGCUGGGAAAUACGUCACUGUCACCAGGACUGACAUUUUCCCUUGCUGGAUUUGGAUCUGGACUAACUGAAGCCAUCGUGGUUAACCCUUUUGAGGUAGUAAAAGUUGGCUUGCAAGCCAACCGGAACGUAAGCACUGAGCACCCAUCCACUUUGAGUUUUGCAAAACAAAUCAUUAAGAAGGAUGGUCUGGGACUUCAGGGCCUCAACAAAGGACUUACAGCAACCUUGGGACGUCACGGAGCUUUCAACAUGGCUUACUUUGGCUUCUAUCACAAUGUUAAAAGCAUGGUUCCUGUCUGUAAGGAUCCGACUUUGGAGUUUUUGAGAAAGUUUGGGAUUGGUUUCUUGUCAGGGACAAUCGCCUCCAUCAUUAACAUCCCUUUUGAUGUUGCCAAAAGCAGGAUUCAAGGGCCUCAGCCAAUUUCUGGAGUGAUCAAGUACAGAACCUGUUUUAAAACAAUAAAAACCAUCUAUCAGGAAGAAGGGUUUUUAGCUUUAUACAAAGGCCUAGUUCCCAAGAUUCUGAGACUUGGACCAGGUGGUGCCGUGAUGCUCCUGGUGUACGAAUACACCUACUCCUGGCUGCAGAAGAAUUGGUGAUGGCGAAGGAAGUGUUUUCCCCUCGAGCAAUGGGCACUUGCUCUUCGGUCCCAUGAGGAACAGAGACUACCAGUCAGCUCAGCUAGGCACACAAUUAUGAAGGGGGAAACAGCUAGGUCAGAAAGAAAGCUUGUUCUGAUAUCUUGACACAACUUAGAUGGUAGUUUGGGCCAUCAUACACAUAAAACUGAAAAGAAAAUUCAUAUGGAACAAUAAGGAAUGAAAGCUGAAUCUUCUACAUAGGCUAGAAAUCAGAUUUAUUUCACAAAAGAUAUAGAGACUUAGUCACAUAUAUCCUUACACUGCUUCACAGUGAAAAGUCAUUGAAAUGGUAUUUUUUUCCCUAAAAGGUCUAGAAAUGCUUAAAUUCUUUCAAAUAAAUUAUUCUGUGGCUAGUUCCUUUAAGAAUUCUUCCAAGAAAGACUGGGUACAAAUAAAAAGAAUAAAUCAAAAUUUCAA